CACUAAUCCGAAGAUGUUAUAUUGUUAUUAACUUUUUAUGAUCCUAAUUUCUCCGUUUGUCAAACAAGUUUGAUUGAUUUACCUAACAUCUAAACCCAAAUCCUCCUCCAUUUUCUUCUUUCAAUCUUUCCAACAACUUCCUUUCAAAAUCCAAAUCAAUGGAUACUCUACAAGAAUCAUCAUCUUCAGUCAUACUCUCAGAAACAGUUACUCUUAACGGGACCCAACUUCCAUUAACCUUUAACUCCAACGGUACUCUCCAGUGGAUUGACUUAGGAAAUCAGAAAUGCUUGUCUUUAGAAAAAGAAGUUCUUGGAAUUUCCUUAGAAGGUUCAAGAAUUAUUCUCAAAUGUGUAGUCAAAACUAAUAAUGGUGGGAUUUUGUUUUGCUUCCCUAGCGAGGAAUCAGCGAGGAGGAAAUUAGUUAUUGAGGUUUCUUCAAAUGAAUCUCUUCAUGUUUGGUUUCAGAAGCUUCGAGAAUUUCUUGAUUCUCUUGGUCGUCCAAAGAGGUUAUUUAUUUUGGUGAACCCGUUUGGCGGGAAGAAGUCUGCGACAAAUGUCUUUGAGAACACUGUUCAACCUUUGCUUGAGGAUGCCGAAAUCCAAUUUACAUUGCAAGAAACUCAAUAUCAACUGCACGCAAAAGAACUUGUUCACGGACUGGAUCUUACUAAAUAUGAUGGCGUUGUUUGUGUUAGUGGUGAUGGCAUCUUGGUUGAGGUUGUGAAUGGCUUGCUGCAAAGAGACGAUUGGAGUACUGCUAUAAAGAUGCCUAUUGGUGUGAUUCCUGCAGGUAGUGGAAACGCUGUAGCUAAGUCUUUGUUGGAUUCAGGUGGUGAUCCUUUAUCUGCAUUUAAUGCCACUAUUGCAAUCAUUCGGGGGCACAAGACCUCCCUCGAUGUUGCUACUGUUUUACAAGGGAAUACAAGAUUUUUUAGUGUCUUGAUGCUUGCAUGGGGGCUCGUGGCAGAUAUUGACCUCGAAUCAGAAAUAUGGAGGUGGAUGGGAAGUGCUCGUUUCGAUUUAUAUGCUCUGAAAAGAAUAUUACUGUUGAGGAAAUAUAAUGGACGCGUUCAUUUCGUCCCUGCAUCUGGUUAUGAAGAUUACACAGAGAAGAUAAGCCAAAAAGUAUCAUCAAUUCAAGAUGUGCCAUUUUCCAUUUUGAAUAUAAAGCAGACUGAUGGUCAAGCCAGCGGUCAUGUAGGGCCUGACAUUGAUCUAAAGAACAUGAACUGGAGGACCAUAGAAGGACCUUUUGUUUCAGUUUGGAUCCAUAAUGUACGUUGGGGUAGUGAAAAAGCAUUGGCAGCUCCAAAUGCCCAGUUUUCAGAUGGCUGUUUAGAUAUAAUCCUUAUUAAGGAUUGCUCGAAAUUGGCUUUGCUGUCAAUAUUGCUUGAAUUGAACAAUGGUAACCAUGUCAAGUCACCACACGUGUUAUACUUCAAGGUGAAAGCCAUAAUUUUGGAGCCGGGUUCACGUGUCAACGACUCAACAAAGGGAGGAAUUAUAGACUGUGAUGGCGAGGUGUUGGCUAGAGGCAACGGUACAUACAAAUGUGAGGAAAAGACCUUAAUGUCAUAUGAAAAUCUUCAAAUUACCAUUGAUCAAGGUCUAGCUACUCUUUUUUGUCCUCUAUAGGAAAAUUGUGUAUCUAUUUCAUCUUAGAAUUUCACCAACACAUGUAUAUUUAUCAACAUUGAUCAAUUUGAUUGCGUUUUUUAGCUCGUACAUGUUUAGAUUGGGAAGAAAUCUUGAUUUCCCGCGCUUGUAUUGCUCGCCCCAGCUCUUUCUGAUUAAUUCGGUUAUGGUUGAGGAUUUUCAAUGAUUAAUACCCCUCCAUCUGAUCAAGUUGCUACACUUAUUUAUUUGAUGAUAAGGAGAAUCCCUACAAGUAAGAGGGUAAGGGGGCAUUCAUUCUUCCUAUAGGUGACAGAGAAUCGAACUCCUAUCGCAAAGACAGAAAAGCAACUACAACGGCAAGAUGUGUGAGUUUCAUUCAAUCUCAAAUUGGUUGCUGUUAGUAUUAUUAUUCAAGGGGUGACUGUUUUAUACAUCAUGUAUUGUAACUGUUAAAUCUAUCAGUGUAAGUUAUCAGCUUUUUAAAUCUUUUGAUUUUGAUGUCCAUGUUCUGAAAUGUGAAGUGAUAAAUGCAUCAGAGUGAAAGAGAUAGAUGUUGAUAAGCAGUACAGUUUGCAAGUUCUGGUGUUAUUGCUCCAUCCUUUCACUGUUAGCUGUUCACCAACGAAAUGUAUUGAUGUCUAAUUAAGGGUGGAAUAAUCAAGUCACUAUUUUUCUAUGGUAUGUUGUUGCAUCGUAGCGUAAAAACAAGGCUGCAUCAUAUCGUAUCAGCUGCAUUAUAAAGGUUUGCUAGACAAACGAAUUGAUAUUUUCUGCUUGAAAAGGUGUAAUAAUCAAGGGUAUCUUAUAAUUCGACUAAUAUUUAGGCCUUACAAUAACUGUAUUAAUACCAUUAGCGCAUCUUUACACUAUGUCGACCCAAAAAUUAUCGAUAAACUUUGCUUGUAAUUUUCAAUUUAUCUUUUAAGUAUUUGUGUCAAGACAUUUGGCAAUCGGAUAUGAAAGGAUUGAAACAUUUCAG
Amaranthus tricolor (Joseph's coat) is the source of this 2598-nucleotide messenger RNA. Its product is annotated as sphingosine kinase 1-like. Gene Ontology annotation, molecular function: kinase activity. The transcript has 10 exons. Gene Ontology annotation, cellular component: membrane; cytoplasm; intracellular membrane-bounded organelle. The record is from RefSeq and is a predicted model, not a curated record. Gene Ontology annotation, biological process: sphingosine biosynthetic process. The coding region runs from base 159 to 1637 and encodes 492 amino acids. Lineage: Eukaryota; Viridiplantae; Streptophyta; Magnoliopsida; Caryophyllales; Amaranthaceae.